Rotaria sp. Silwood2 is the source of this 906-nucleotide messenger RNA. Lineage: Eukaryota; Metazoa; Rotifera; Eurotatoria; Philodinida; Philodinidae. The record is from the annotation of a GenBank genome assembly.
AUGGUAACCGAAGCUAUUUAUAAAGAAUCAAGCGAAUGUCCAGGUGGUCUUAAAUGGAGUAAAAGAGGUACGACAAUUAUUGGCAAUGGUUUGGGUUCAGGCCCAGAUCAAUUAAAUCUUCCAGAUGGUAUAUUUAUCGAACUGAAAACACAAAUUUUGUACGUUGCAGAUAUGUCCAAUAGUCGCAUUCAAAAGCGGUAUCAAAAUGGUGUUAUAAAAACAGCUGCUGGCCAGUCAAAUGGAACCAGUGGAAAAGCAGCAAAUAUGCUAUCAGGCCCGGCAGAUGUAUUUGCAGAUGAAAAUGAAAAUAUCUUUAUUGCUGAUUGGGGUAAUCAACGAAUUCAAUAUUGGGAAAAAGAUGCUAAAUUUGGGAAAACAAUCGCAGGAAAUGGUAGUCAGGGUUCAGCAUUAAAUGAAUUUAGUUUUCCAAGUACAGUUUUCUUUGAUUCCAAGAAAAAUAUAAUAGGUGGCAAUGGUGCUGGUCUCAAUCCAUAUCAAUUGAAUGGUCCAACUGGUUUAUAUUACGAUGAACAAAAUCAAAUAUUGUACAUAUCGAAUGAACAAUCACACUCAAUAACACAGUGGGUUCUUGGAAGUUAUGAACCACGUAAUAUUUAUGCUGGUAUACCCGGAAGACCUGGAAAUAGUGCAGCACAAUUGUUUUAUCCAGAAGGUAUAACUAUGGAUAAAUAUGGUAACUUAUAUGUUGCCGAUACUUCUAAUCAUCGAAUACAAAUGUUUUGUCCAAAUGCUAUACAGGGUAUUACAAUUGCAGGUACAGGUCAACUUGGCAAUAGUAGUAUUGAAUUGAGUUAUCCUGGUGACAUUGCAUUUGAUUCAGAACUAAAUUUAUAUGUUUCGGAUAGAUAUAAUAGUCGCAUACAAAAGUUUCGAAGAACUCAAUGA